AUGUCUAAAAUACCCUACCAGCAGGUGAUCAUUGUCGGAAUCGACGCAAACGCAAAGAUGGAAUUUGAACAAGAAUCCUAUGUGCUAGGAAAAUGGUUUUAUCCAGCGGAGCUCACGUCGGAUAAUGGUAACCAUCUGGCUUACUUAUGUGAACAGAAGGGUCUCAUCAUCGCGUCCACUUUUAAAAGGAAUCAUCGAAGCCGGCUCAUGUGGCGGGGGUCAACCGUUUUAACACCUGAAGAGCAGCGCAAACGGAAGAUGAGGACUCUCAAACGUCAACUCGACUACGUUCUGACGAGGAACAUUCCUCGGUCAGAUAUCCGAAAAUGCAUAGCUGUUUAG
This is a messenger RNA of Necator americanus (New World hookworm), 342 nucleotides long. RefSeq lists its product as uncharacterized. The transcript has a single exon. Bases 1 to 342 code for a protein of 113 amino acids. NCBI's taxonomy places the organism in Eukaryota, Metazoa, Nematoda, Chromadorea, Rhabditida, Ancylostomatidae. The record is from RefSeq and is a predicted model, not a curated record.